GAGUGGGGCCGCGCGGUGGGGCGGGCGCCGCUGUCCCGGGGACUCGGUGUGCGCGGCCGCGGGGCUCAGCGCUGUGGCGGCGCGGGGCCGCGCGGGCGGGGUGGCUUCCCGGCGUGCAUUGCGCAGGGCGGCGGGGCGGUGACUCUCCCAAGGUGACUGGAGCUGGGCUGGGGCGGCCGCGCCGUGCGCCGUGCCCUGUGCCCUUCCUUUCCUCCCGCCGCGCCGCUAAAACCUUAGCGUCAUCAUGAUUCUGCAUCAGAUUCUUCGGCUUUCUUCAAUUUUUCGCUCUGCUGUUUCCCCUCACUUGCGCAGGAACAUAGGGCUUUCUGCUGUUGUCUUUAAUAAGACAAAAGAGCUUGAUCCAGUUCAAAAGCUCUUCUUGGACAAGAUCAGAGAAUACAACACAAAGAGCAAGCAGGCUGGAGGGCCUGUUGAUGCUGGCCCUGAAUUUCAGAAAGACAUGGAUGAAUCCCUUGCUAGACUUCAACGGUCAUAUGGUGGAGGGGAUCUAACCAAGUUUCCAGAAUUUAAAUUUGAGGAGCCCAAAUUUGAGGAAACUCCAAACUGAUCUCUGCAGGCUGUACACCAAACAGCAGUGUACAUCAAUGGAGUUGCUGAGCCAGCAGCCAGUUGUAACUUAAUAAAUGCAGUGUUUCAGUUUGAUUUCA
Falco peregrinus (peregrine falcon) is the source of this 668-nucleotide messenger RNA. RefSeq names its product ATP synthase peripheral stalk subunit F6 (gene ATP5PF). Lineage: Eukaryota; Metazoa; Chordata; Aves; Falconiformes; Falconidae. The transcript has 4 exons. Gene Ontology annotation, biological process: proton motive force-driven ATP synthesis. The coding region runs from base 245 to 568 and encodes 107 amino acids. Gene Ontology annotation, molecular function: proton transmembrane transporter activity. The record is from RefSeq and is a predicted model, not a curated record.